CAUAGCCGCCGACAACGCCGCUUCUGCUCUCCUAGCGCGCAGAGCCGUCGCCAAACUUUGAUAAGCUAAACCCUUCAAGCAAAGGAGGAAAUCAUAUUUUUCUUUUUCUUAAAGUGCGGCGUGUCUCGCUAAUUCUGGGUGAUAAAGGAUAAGAAUAAGAUUUGGACAUGGAAAACACACCAGUUGAAAUUUUUAAAGAAGACAAUAAGUGCCUGUCCGGGCUGCUGGAGGACUGCCCGAUAAAUUCCACGGUUUGGAUGUCCGGAGACAGCCGCAAUGUGACCCGCGAUGAUGAGAGCUGGGAGCAGGAGAGCAUGUCCCCAAUCAUCCCUAUCAUCACUGCGGUGUACUCCGUGGUCUUCGUGGUCGGCUUGCUGGGCAACUGCCUCGUCAUGUAUGUGAUCAUCAGAUACACAAAGAUGAAGACAGCCACCAACAUCUACAUCUUCAACCUGGCACUUGCAGACGCACUCGUCACCACCACCAUGCCCUUCCAGAGCACUGACUACCUUCUGAACACUUGGCCCUUUGGGGAGGUGGUGUGCAAGGUCUUCAUCUCCAUCGACUACUAUAACAUGUUCACCAGUAUCUUCACUCUCACCAUGAUGAGCGUGGACCGGUAUGUGGCGGUGUGCCACCCUGUUAAAGCCCUGGAUUUCCGCACACCCAUUAAAGCCAAGAUGAUCAACGUCUGCAUCUGGAUCUUGUCCUCGGCCGCGGGGAUACCUGCUUUUGUUCUGGGGGGGACCCAGACAAACAGCGACAUAACUGAAUGUGCCUUACAGUUCCCGGAGCCUUACACCUACUGGGACACGAUGAUGAAGGUCUGCGUGUUUGUGUUCGCUUUUGUUGUGCCUGUGCUCAUCAUUACCAUCUGCUACUCCCUCAUGGUCCUGAGACUGAAGAGCGUGCGGAUGCUGUCCGGUUCACGUGAGAAGGACCGCAAUCUGCGGCGUAUCACACGGCUGGUGGUGGUUGUGGUCGCCGUGUUCGUGGUCUGCUGGACACCCAUUCACAUCUUCAUCCUGGUCAAGGCCCUUGUGAGCGUGCCCGAGACCACCGCCAUCAUGGCCGCAUACUUCUUUUGCGUAGCUCUGGGUUACACCAACAGCAGCCUCAACCCCAUUCUGUACGCCUUCCUGGAUGAGAACUUCAAACGCUGCUUCAAGGAUUUCUGCCUGUCAGCCAAACUGAAGGGGGACAAGGCAUCUGGCAGCAGGAAGGUCCCCAGCAAUGUCCGGGCUGCCGCUGUUCCCCUGGAGAACCCAGAUGGGACUAAUAAACCCACCUGACUAGCGGUGGAACUGUCUUCAGUUUCCCAUAUUGGAAAAGAAGACUCACAUGACCUGGGCUUAACCCAUAUUACUUUAGCGAUGUAGACUUACUCUGUUGUGAAAACUGAUCCACCUCUUGUUUUCAUAAUCACCAUAAGGGGGAGCCAAACUGACAAGAUACAUCAACAUCUUAAGCUUAAAACCACAUGAAAGUCAUCUGUUUGGCAACCUGCUCCUCCUUGGUGUUUAGCGCUUGAAACUGAUGUUUGAAUUUGCAGGUGGAUGCAAAGAAAACAUAAAAUGUGGAUCAAAGUUAUCUAUGAGAAGUGUCAGGAGGCCACCAACAGGGGAGCCGGUUAUUAACUCGCUGGCCCUUCCUCUGGCCCUCCUACCCUGACAGCCUUAUAUGUCGAUGAUUUUUUACAAAUGCGCAUUUAUUAGUGGAGAAGACAAACUUUAAAUGAGAAUUAUGUAUUAAUUUAUUCUUAUGUCAUUUCUUUAUUAUGUGUCACUUUUGAAUCUCCCUUAGUCACUUGUGACCCUUCUCCAGCUGCUCUAUAACACAACAGCAUAAGGACAUCUACAUUUUAUUAUGACUUUUUAAUUAUCAUGUGUCAGCCUAAAAUCAGCUAAAGAAAACACAUUCAUAGGUGCAUUUCAAUAAAUUAUUAUUAUAAUUAAUUAUUUUAGCAAAUAUAUUUAAAACAUGAAACACAUAUAUUAUAUACAGUAUAUUCAUUAAAUACUAAACAAAAUUCUGAUGGUUGUGGCUCAAAGCUAACGACAGCCCAACAUUAUGUUUCUCUGAACGUAGAAUGUUACUUGAGACCACAAAUGGGUUUUUAAAACAGAAACGUUAUGUUAUGGCAAUUUAUUACUCGUAUAUUAAUUAAUUACAUACUAAGAUUUCAGGUGUUAUUUCUAUUCAUUUUGAUAUUUCUGUAUUGCAGCUAACAAAAACACAACAUUCUAUUUCUCACCAAACCAGAAUAUUAUAUAGGACCAAUAAAACAGGGGUUCUAAUACAGAAAUGUGAUGUCAUGACCAUUUCAUGGCCUAGCUAAUCAUGAGGACGAAAAGUACUCGAAAAGAAGGGUAAGCCAAAAAAUAAGGGUACUGCUAUUGAACUUGGCUGUUCACAGAGUGCUGGGGUAUUAAUGGAAAGUUGAGUGGAAGGAAAAAAAUGUGUUAAUAGAUAACAGCAGUCUUGCGAUUACAUGUUCAGGACAUGGACUCCAAGUUUCACUUUUCUUAUGUUAAGACACUCCUUUUUUUUCAUGUGUCCUGUCGUGGCAUUUCAGGCAUACUCUCUAAAUUGUCCUUAAGUCUGAGUGUGUGUGCAUCUGUUUUUGUCCUGUGUGUCUUUGUGUUACCCUGGACUGGUUACCUAUCCAGGGUGAUACCCCACCUCUCUUCAAAUGGCCACUGGAGAAAGCCACCAGAGACCUUGCAAGGAUAAGUAAGUAAGUACCGUAAGUAAGGAUGGAUGGAUGGAUCGAUCAUUGAGCAACAGUCCAGCCCCUUUUUUCUUGGUCCAGGUAAGAGAUGUUCUCUAUGGUUCAGUCGGGGUUUGACACUAAGAAUUCAGCAGUUCUUGCACAUGUCCUGGAUACAUUUGUGUGUGGAGGUUCUUGAAUGAACAGUCAGCUUGUUUAGCUUUUUGUGGUUUACCCUCCUUGUGUAGGAUGUCAAUGAUUGUCUACUGGACAGUGGUCAAGUCAGCUGCCUCCCCCAUGAUGUUAGAACCAAACACGACACUUUGGUGUUAAAAAACCCUUUUAUUGAUGUCAUCCAAAAUUUGAACUUUCUAAGAAACUUGAAUUGGGGUUUUAAUUGGCUGUAAGCCACAAUCAUCAAAAUGUACAGAAAUCAAGAGAUACAAUAUAUCAGUCAGUGUGUAAUAAAUUUAUAAAUGAUUUUCAAUUUUUUAUUAACAAAUUCGGGAAAAGAAGUUAUUAAUAUUAGUUGAGAUGUCCUGUGGGUCCAAUUGUUUGUUGCAACAAUAAAAAAGUGCAUUUUAAUAAUUGCUCCUUUGCUAAAAAACAAACAUUUUUUGCUGUGUAAAAAAUGUCUAAAUUAUGUAUGUCUAAAUAAGUCUAAAAAACAAAACCGAUGAUUUAUAUUUAUGGCUGCAUCUAGAUAUGUCCAAAAUUCAAUGCAUUUUCUUCAGUAAGUUUAAUAUUUGCCAGCAGUGCCUUUAACAGUCCAGGAUAACAAAUUGUCUGAGCGAUGUGACAAAUGGCUGGAGUCAAUUAGCAGCUCAUAUGUAAAAGAUUUCAUGUUUCUAUUAAUUAGUUUGGUAUGUCAGAGGUUGGGUGGAAAGAAAAACUGGCAGCGGACAUUUGCAAAAAGCUUUUUCAUCUCUGUGAAGUGUGUGAAAUGAGCUGAUUGGUCGCAGUGUGAGAAAACUGACUCACGGAUGGACUUUGAAGUUGUGUAAGAGUCUGUGGUGGGUUAAAAAUAGUCAACGUACAGCUACGUCACGUCACAGCAAGCUCGGCCAACGGGGGAAAAGUGAAAAAAUCCUGGAUACAUCCUGGACUCAAAUGUGCAUUUAAAAUUUGUCCGAGGGCUCUCCAUCGGUUUUGACCUCUUGAAUGGCGUCCAAACUGAUACAUUGUAAAACUGUACUCGAUGUGACGAAAUAACAUGUACUUUUUAUGGCUUUUACAGUGAUUACAAGUACUCCUCCCAUGCUGUAAAUGUUGUGCAAUCUGAUAUCUCAUAUGAAUGGCAUACUUUACAAGUUGUGGACCGAUAGUCUAUAAUAACACCUCCACUGUUAAAGUUAUGUGUUUGACAUUUUGUAAAGAUUACAAAUAUAACACCUUUGCACAAUCAUCAUAUAAAUAAACUGUACUUGUAGCAUGUUAAUCAUCGUCAAUGUGAUGUUAAAGAUGACAUCAGAAGCUAAAACAUGCUUAAUAAGUUGUGCUGUUUGUUUUGGUUGUGCUGCAAACAGACUGUAUAUUAUGUAUAAAUCUACCUGUUUCACUAAAGAACAGCUAAAAAUGUUUAUUUCCGAUUUACUGGCUGCUACAUGUGUUAUAUUGUAAAAAAACACAAAAAAUAACACAUCUAUGAUGUAAAAUAGGACAUUAUUCUGAGAAGCUACACUGUGAAUGACACAUUGUUUUUCUGUUUGCUUUGACCUCUGUGUGCUCUCUUUAAAUCUGCUGUAUGUUGGAUUUAUCUGCUAUCAUUUGUGCAAGACAUGUAUUGAUCCUUUCUGUGAAGCUGUCAAAAUUAAAGCAAGUUUAAGAAA
This is a messenger RNA of Girardinichthys multiradiatus, 4539 nucleotides long. Its product is annotated as delta-type opioid receptor-like. Gene Ontology annotation, cellular component: neuron projection; membrane. Bases 168 to 1292 code for a protein of 374 amino acids. The record is from RefSeq and is a predicted model, not a curated record. Gene Ontology annotation, molecular function: dynorphin receptor activity; neuropeptide binding. The transcript has 4 exons. NCBI's taxonomy places the organism in Eukaryota, Metazoa, Chordata, Actinopteri, Cyprinodontiformes, Goodeidae. Gene Ontology annotation, biological process: neuropeptide signaling pathway; G protein-coupled opioid receptor signaling pathway; sensory perception of pain.